AUGAGUUUCAAGUCAAAGAUCCCUUUGUUUUUCUUGUUCAUUUCUGUUCUCCUUACUUCAACUUUAGCCAUCCAACUUCCCAACCACCACCAAGACGCACGACAUGAGCUGAUGAAAUGCAUGGAGCAUUGCCAGACACGGCAAGACGGCCGUGAGAAGCGCGAGUGUAUUCAAGAGUGUCACCAUGGUUAUAAGGAGAGGCAACAGGAGGAGGAGGAGAGAGCGCGAUGGGGUGGUGGUUAUGAUGAGGAGUUGCUUGGAGCAAUGAUCAACCCUAGUGAUCAUGAUUCUAAGGAGGACUUAGAGAAGUGCCAGCUUGACUGCUUGAGUGAAGCGAAGCGUGGCGUGGUUAAGGAGUUGGAGUGUGUAAAGAAGUGUGUUGAGGAGCAUAAGGAGGACAGAGGUAGACAUUUAUUUGAUAAGUAUGACUUGUUAGAGGACAAGUCUGAUGAGGUUGAGAUGAAGUGCCAGCUUGAUUGCUUGAGUGAAGCGAAGCGUGGUGUAGAGAAAGAGUUGGAGUGUGUGAAGAAGUGUGUUAAGGAGCACAAGGAGGAAAAACGGAAGCGUAGAGAAAGACAAAGAGGCGGACACUCUGAUGACAAGGGUAGCGAGUUUGAGAGGUGCCAACUCCAUUGUGUGAGUGGUGCCAAGCAUACAUAUAAAGAGGUGUACGAGUGUGAGAAGAAGUGUUACGAUGAUUAUUUUAAGGAUCCAGAGAUGAGUUUGGAGAUGCAAAGAGGUAGGCAAUCUGUUAAUAAAGAUGAAAACAACAACAAUGACCACUCAGACGACGAGCACGAGUUUAAGAAGUGCUUGAUCGAUUGUGGGAUGGGUGCCAAGCAUACAAUCGUCGAGGUCUACAAGUGCGAGAUGGAGUGUGUUAAGGAUUAUCAAGACGAGCAAAAGAGGCAUAGGGAGAGUCCAUCAGGUAGGCAAUAUGUUGAUAAAGAUGACACCAUCAAUGACGACCACUCAGACGACAAGCACGAGCUAAAGAAGUGCUUGAUCGAUUGCGCGUUGGGUGCCAAGCAUACCGUAGAGAAGGUGUGGGGGUGUGAAAUGAAAUGUAUGAAGGACCACCCGGAGAAGCGAGAUGUAGUAGUGGUAAACCAGCAGGAUCAUAAGAAGUGUCAACGACAAUGUUGGAGGAAAAGCCCAGGUGGUAAUAGUAGUGUGGAGUAUGAGUGUACGACAGUGUGCCGCCAGGAUGACGGAAUUAACCACGGUGUCAAUGUGGUGAAGGAAGCCAAGAACACACUUAUCGAAUGCCUGAACAAGUGCCAAAGCCAAGGAGAAGGACAUGGAUGCCAACAAAGAUGCCAAAAGGAGUACCAAAGGAGGCACCCUGUAUUAGGUUCGAUCAUAGAACUAACUGCUGGACUGUUUUAA
Messenger RNA from Chenopodium quinoa (quinoa), 1389 nucleotides. Its product is annotated as antimicrobial peptide X precursor-like. The transcript has a single exon. Lineage: Eukaryota; Viridiplantae; Streptophyta; Magnoliopsida; Caryophyllales; Amaranthaceae. The coding region runs from base 1 to 1389 and encodes 462 amino acids. The record is from RefSeq and is a predicted model, not a curated record.